AACACCAAGCCGUGCAUGAUUGAUUAUGAUAUUAUCAAACAAUCGUGUAGCGAAGGUAUGCGGUCUCGUAGCGGGCUCUAGUUCAAAUGUUUGAUGUUUAAAUAUUUUUAAUUAAUACUUUCUACAACACAAUUAACACACCUUAUUAUAACCUUAUUUUUUUCUCUCUUUUCAAAAAGCACAUAUUAAAAAAAAAUCCGUAAACAAACAAAUAGACACCUGUAUGGACUAGAUUUAAUCUUUUUCAUCCUUUUUAAGGUCAUUUUCUCGUCAGUGAAGUGGUCAAAAUUGUUCAUGCCCAAUCUGGAGCGGAUUGUAUCCUACAGUGCAUGCUUCAAGAUAAAUCAUGCAGAUCUGUAAACUUCAGGAAAAUUUCAUUUAACAAUAGUACUGGAAAUUGUCAGUUACUUAAUGGCGCUGAUUCAGCAAAUCCAGAACUUUUACACGAAGAUGAAAAUUUCGAUUAUCUCGUAUUACUGCAACCCAACAGAGUAAGUAUGUCAUAGAACUAUUUCACUACUUCACAUGCAGUGCAUGCAACGAGGAAAUAGUGUUUGAAUAAAUAUUUUAUAGCAUUUACUACCAUAGUACUGUAUGAAGCAGGUGAGAUUUCGAAGAUUUUGAAAAUGUCAUAUAUAUGACUAAUUAGAAUGAUUAAACAGCAAUCUAUUUCAAAGAAGCAGCAGUACUCAUGCUAUAUAGAGACAAAAUGUCCUCCCUUGUACCAAUGCCACAGUUAUCUUUUCAGUCUACAUUUUUUUUUAUUCCUUUCUUGUGGAUUUACUUUAUCUCCUACUGUAUAGCUGGUCAUUCUCACGUGACACAAUAUGGAAUUGCCUAAUUCAUGAUAUAUAUACAUGCAGUAACAAGAAUUUUUAAUCACUUACAUUGUAACUUAAUGCGCAUGCGCAAAUACCGUUGUGUAGUUGUAUAUUUCAAAUCUGCAGAGAUGUGAAACAUUUACCAAAAUGCUACCACAAAUAUACAAGGCAAUUUUGACCAUAAUCCUUAAUUCCCGAAGGAUUCAUGGUCUGCACUUUAUUUCAUACCUUAUACCCUUGCAAGACUCGUAAAAGAGAUAGGCUACACGUACAUGCAUUGCAGCUGCGUGAAGCCAAAAAUAUUAAUAUUUUAAUAAAAAAUUAUUUAAUAAUUCUACCAUUCAUUUAGUUCAAACAAAUUGAAAUUUGUCUAUACAUCUAUAUAGGAAUAAUAAUUAUUUUUAUUGAAAACAACAAUUGUACAAUCUUUUGGACGUUCCAUGGCCACCCUUAAUAAGGCUUUAAGUUUUUAUGCAUAAACUGGUAUAAUUACCUACGGAAGCGCCACAUGCUUUUCGCAGAAGAACCGAAAGUCCUUGAAGAAAUAAUAGGCAUGAUUUAAUUAAUUAUGUAAUGUUUAACUUUUUAAGUAUACAAUGCCAUUUAUUAAUUGAAAAAAUAGCUAGGGUAGUGAUUAUGCAGUGUAAGAAUUAUUCAACGUUAUAUGACAUUACGUAACACCUGCUGCAAGUCGUUUACAAAGUGCGAGACGCUUUUAUCACUAACCUUUGCACGAAUGUGUUUGAGAAUAACUAUAUUUUCGUGUAACUCGAGUGCAUUGAACUAAAAUGUUUGUAUAUGCAUUAACAACGAAAUCUUAGACCUGGACAAACUGUUCUCGUGUACGUGUACAAUUUUACGCAAAAAGUCGACAUUAUGCUGAUGUGCGAAAAUGUAUCUAUAUGGCUAUAUUUGCUUAUUUGGAUCCUCUUACCAACAUUUGCGCACUGUUUUCAAGAGGCUCUCUUUCGGAAAGAAAACGGCGUGUAUUUUGCAAACAAUGUGUUGAAAACUGAGGACACAAGCAGUGAAAUGGAGUGCUGUAGUAAUUGCUUACAAGAUAAGUCAUGCGCGUCUGUUAAUUAUAAAACCUCAGGCGACUACCAAGGUUUCUGUGAACUACACGCGGAAACAUUAGAAGAUCAUCCGCAGAAUGGAAUAGAAAACUACGAGUUUUCUUACUUUGAGAAACUUAAAGCAAAGGUAAAUAGAAAGAGUAAACGAACAAGGCACUGGCUUUCCAGUACAAUAAAUUGGAGCAUGUUGGCAGCACAGUUGGGAACGGAAUCCCCUUUAUCUCGUGACCGGAGUUCGAUUCCUUUACAAUGCAAUACAAAUAACGCCUUUGUCCCAUAUACAGCAGGGGGCUUUCAAUCUUACUCACUAAACACCGCAGGUGUACUCCGGGUACUUCAGAGCAAUUUCUCCCUUACUCAAACUAGACCAUGCAGUUCAGUUUUAAUUCAUAUUCGCGACCUCUAAAGAAAUAUUUUCAAUGUAAUGUUUAUGCUCAAGCGCAUGGUUUAAUUAUCAUAUGAUAUGCGCACUUGAACAUAUCCAUAUGAAAAAUUAAGCGCACUUGAACAUAUCCAUAUGAUAUGCGCACUUGAACAUAUCCAUAUGAUAUGCGCACUUGAACAUAUCCAUAUGAUAUGCGCACUUGAACAUAUCCAUAUGAAAAAUUAAGCGCACUUGAACAUAUCCAUAUGAAAAAUUAAGCGCACUUGAACAUAUCCAUAUGAUAUGCGCACUUGAACAUAUCCAUAUGAAAAAUGCGCUAUAUAAAUGUAAUUCGCCAUCAUUAAUUCAUUUUAUCAUUGUAUUUUCAGGAAUUUUCACCAGUUCCAUCAACCGCUCGAAAGACCGCACAAACUUUACCAUCAAGUAAGCGUUCAAAGUGUCAUAAAGAUAUAGUAAUUCUUUCUUAUAAAAUAAAUCACCUUUAUAAUAUAAAUCACCUAUCUUUGCAUAGAAACAUCAACAACGAAGAAUAUACAUGUAUAUUUACUUGUUGGUUGAGUUGAUGAAUUUUCUGGUUUCAAUAGACAUAUAUUUAGCCCGUGCAAGUGGCAUCACAACACAUGUGUUGUGAAAACUAUAUAUAGUUGUUUGGCGGUCGCCAUUUUGCAUGGCAAAUAUUUAGAACUAUAAAUAACAACUAAUCAUAUGCCGUCAUUUGCUCGGUAAACCAAGGCUGCGGUUGUGUUCUUAUUGUUGGAAAAUCCAAAGUGGCCUUUUUCUGGGUAAAUCAUUUUCUGGCUAUAGUCAUUAAUUAUGCAUGCCACCCAAAUGGCGGAUUAUUUCUAGCAUGACCGAAUACUCUUGCAAUGAAAAAAAACAUUUAAUUUAUUUUAUUAUCUUUAAAAAUACAGAACAACCUACAACGAACAAAACAAAAGAAUCAACUACUCAAACAACAAGUAAAUAUAUACUUUUUAAGAAAUAGCUUGCGACGGCACCUUGAAUAACGAGUUAAUUAUAAUAGUUUAAUUUGCGGCGGCAUCCUUGAAUAAUGAGUUAAUUAUUCCAUCCUUUCGUUUUAUACUUAUUCCGGUGGAUAACGUUUUGAAAACACAAAGACAUCUAAAUGUUUCGAAAGGCGCACGUCUUGACAAAAUUCCGGCUAAGAUGCUACGUAUUGCUGCAUGUACAAUUAAGACAACAAGCUCAUGCAGUAAAGCAGUAUCCAAGUUGAAUGGAAAUUAUUAUAGUUAAUAACAUCUAUUUCACUUAUUAUUACUUAUUUAUUAUUACAAAAGUUAUUCCUUAAAAAAGCACAUAAACCAAAUGAUAUCGUGUUAUUGAGUUACUGAUUGAGCUAAUUCUAAAAUAAAAUAAAUAUAUUACGUACUAAAAACAAUCCAACAAACAAGAUUGAAUCAGGAGAGCGUUUUAUUAUUUAUUUCUAUCACCAAACCUUUGUCUCACAGAUGGAAUAUAAUAAUAAAAAAGAUUGUGCAUGUCUAAAAAUGCAGAAAAUCAAGUCCCAAACGCUCAAAAAUGCAAAAUUAUUUGGGUGGCGGACCCCCACAAGUUCCCCUUUUCCUUAAUGCCCAAUCCCCCCCCCCCGCAUUGAUAAAUUAUUAAAAGUCGCUCUAAAUUGUUGCUUGUGUAAGAGAGCUUGAAUAUUAUUAGCUAUUAAAAUUUAUAUAUUUUGUUAAAACCUGCAUUUAUUAUUUGGAAUGUACAUUUUAUCACAUAUAGCUAAAUUAAAUACAGCGACUCCUUAUAACGCUUAUUUUGUGAUCUUCUAAAUAGAAAUGCCCACAACCAAAUGGUCAAGAAGACGUCGUCGACGUGUAAACCCUCGAGCAACAAGUUAGUUAAAAUCAAGCCAAUACUAUAUAUAUAUGUUUUGGUUUGUGGAAACAGCACUUAUAUUUAUAACUGGAAAUACCUACAAAGAACUUAAUCUAAUACUGUUGUUUUAAUCUAACAUGUCUGUAGCCUGAAUACUGAAAAUAAAGGUUUAGCUACUGUGACAGUACAAUGUUUUUGUUUGCUUUUGUGUGAUAAUGCAUGGUUAUAAGCGUGCAAAGAGUAUAUAAGUUUAUAAUCACUUUUAAUAGCUCGGGCAGUUCAGGAAGCGCCAUCAUGUAAAGAAUUGCUGAAAAGAGAUAAGUACGAUUAA
Messenger RNA from Paramuricea clavata, 4452 nucleotides. Lineage: Eukaryota; Metazoa; Cnidaria; Anthozoa; Malacalcyonacea; Plexauridae. The record is from the annotation of a GenBank genome assembly.